AUGCAUUCAGCAGUGGAGAAUACCAUCGGUCAUGGUGAUGUUAAAUCUGCAAAUAUUCUUCUUGACGGAAAUUUCACCCCAAAAGUAGCAGACUUUGGGACAUCAAAGUUGCUCGUAAGAGGAAAAGCUGAGAAGACUGAUUGGGUCACUGGGGAUAUGGCUUACAUAGAUCCAGAAUACAUGGCUAAUGGGACAGUUACACAGAAGAGCGAUGCCUACAGCUUUGGAAUUGUUCUCAUAGAGCUAAUUACAAGGAGACGGGCAACAUAUGAUGAAAAUAGGAGCUAUGUUGCAAACUUUGUUCAAGCUAGUCUUGAGAAAAGAGCAAGGGAGCUUUUCGACAAGGAUAUCACAAGCUUAAUAUCCUUAUGGGGAAAAAAGAUACCCAAAAGAGUUAAUAGGGAUUUCAUUUUAUCAACAACAAAGAAUGGAGUUGAUUUUUUUUUCACAAAAUAG
Messenger RNA from Lolium perenne, 456 nucleotides. NCBI's taxonomy places the organism in Eukaryota, Viridiplantae, Streptophyta, Magnoliopsida, Poales, Poaceae. The record is from RefSeq and is a predicted model, not a curated record.